This is a messenger RNA of Cryphonectria parasitica EP155, 1143 nucleotides long. RefSeq lists its product as uncharacterized. Gene Ontology annotation, molecular function: nucleic acid binding. Gene Ontology annotation, cellular component: nucleus. The transcript is spliced from 4 exons. NCBI's taxonomy places the organism in Eukaryota, Fungi, Ascomycota, Sordariomycetes, Diaporthales, Cryphonectriaceae. The coding region runs from base 1 to 1143 and encodes 380 amino acids. The record is from RefSeq and is a predicted model, not a curated record.
AUGUUCGCUGCCAUCAAUUUCAUACACCGAUUCAAAAUACGAGUGCUCGAACUCAAGAAACUGUUCACAGAAUACCUCAUAAGUCAGUCUGGUUUCCCCACUUUCAACAAUCUCAGGUGCUUUGACGCAGUUGGAAGCGCGUCGGAUUUCAAAGAUCCCAUGUGGAUGAUGCGAGCAACUGUGGACGAGCACGAAGUCAAGGUAGCUGCCGAUGGAGGCGUGGAAGUCCUGAGGAAGCUAUUCUGUAUACCUCUGCCCGAGGAGCAUUCAACAUCCCCCUCAUCGUUGUCACUGGAUGUGGUGUUGGUGUCUUUUGACCUAGAGACCUCCGGACGCACGAGCAAGGGCCAGAGAGACAUUACCAAAGUCAACGAAAAAGAAGUCUCGGGCAUUCGAGAAGCUGGAUUCGCCGUACUUGACACCCGGUCCUUCUUUCCUCCGUCAUCCUCUUCCUCUCAGCAGCAGCCCGAUGCGUUGUUCAACGAGGCUGUCUAUCGGGACGGAAACGGAAUCAAGCACAAGCUCACACCACCGCUGAUAUCGACGAAACAGUUUUCCACUCUUCACGACUCUAAAGAUUUCGAAGACUGUGAUUUUACCAACUUCAGAGAAUGCGCCUUUGCCAAAACCCGCCAUGUGGAAAAAGAGCAACUGGUCGACACAAUUACGAGCUGCCUGCGGUUCCCAAGUACGACGGCGGGAAUGCGUGAGAUAGUCAUAGUCGGACAAAGUCCACAGAGGGACCUGGAAAUUUCUCGAAAGUUAGGCGUUGAACUUUCCAGCGUCUCACCCAUAUCGGCCGUCCUCGACACCCACAGGUUAAGCAGAUCCAUCCUCGGUCCGCACUCGCCUCUCGUCGUCGCGGGGCGGCGCCCAGCCCUGGAGAGGCAUGCUCUCCCGGACAUCCUCACCGAGCCCGGGGUUCCUUUCGACACACGAGACCUGCACAACGCCGGAAAUGACGCGACCUACACCCUCCAUGCCUUGAUCUUGUUGGCGGUCCGAUAUGCCGAGUGUGUGAUGGCGGAGGGAGAGCCGACGCAGGAACAGCUGGAGCACGUCGAGCGGCUGCGUGCGGUCGCGAGGGCCGAGUUCGAGGCCCCUAAGUGGAAAGCCGGUCAGGAGAGCUUUGGGUGCACAUAG